AUGUUGAACAAGAAUACUGCCUGCCAGAAAAAGCGAGGUCGGCCGCCUAAAUACACAUCUACAGAGGAAAAGAAGGCGGCCGACGCGGAAAGAAAACGCACCCAGAGGAAGGCUAAGGCCCCAGAAGAGCGAGAAAUACCAUCUGAACAACAGUAUAUCGGAGGCCCAGGGCAGGCUGUAUUCUUUUGGCCGCUUCUACCACAGCUGCUCAUUCGGCACCAGGGAUGUUGCGAACAUUGCCAUCAGCAGUCUCAAGACGAGCAUACCGAGCAGCAUUCGACUCAUGUUGGCCUCAAGGAAUACUUAGAUGGAAUCGCAGCGACAGUGGAUUGCCCAGAUAUACUAGGGUCAAACACUAUGACGACUCAUACAUCAAACCUUAGUAGCCAAAUAGACGGAAAAGUCAGGUACCAGCUCUACUGUGGAGUUGGCAAAGAUGAUGUUUCGCCAGCCCACAUCUGCUUGAAGGCGGACGAUCAAGCGACUGUACCAACCGAGGUCACCUUUGAUAUUGAUAGCGUUCUUGGUUUUCCGAGUAGCCUAGCUGUAGCCAAGCAAGGCAUUCGUUGGAAUCCCACACAGAUGCCGGUUUCAGACCUACGAUCAGACUUGCACCUCGACAGCCGCUUAGCGCACUACAUUGAUCGCCAUGGCCAUGCUCACUCGGUACGGAGGCCGUUGCAUCAAUUGCCACACUAUUGCUUUGGGCGACUAGUGGGGUUUCAAGAUAUCUCCCUGUAUCUAUUCUUUCCGCAUCUUUACCGAGAAGAGCAAAAGGUAAGCCGUCUUUUAGACGACGACUUCCGUAACUGGAUGGAUCAGAUCCUGCUCCCGGUCGUGUACCAAUGUCACGGUAGCUCUAUUGUGCAGCACUAUCCAUCUAGCUACGACCAUGCGCGAUAUAACUCCACAGCUCGAGGGGUAGAGGGGCGAUCUCAACGGACAGACGCGAUGCCACGGCAGCAGCAGCUUUUUCAUUUUCUUCCGCCCGACCAUCUUCACGAGAUGUGGGAGAUGAUCCUCCAAGCCGUUGAACGCCAUGGGCUGCAGCAGUUUCGCGGUGUUUUCCUCUUCUGCCACGGCAAGAACCUUAAAUGCCUCACUAAAGACUUGACCUGGGCGCAGAUGACUUCGCGCUUCGACGAAUACUGGACUGGAGCUAUCACAGAGAGCUAUCUGACCUCGGACGCUUAUAUUGACGUAGGUAAAGAGGUAUGCUUAGCACAAAAAUCUCACGUCGCACAUGAAGAGGGGGAAGCACAAGAUGACGAAGACAACGCCCUAGCAAAAACGCUAUUAUGGAAGCGAUGCUGUCUUGAGACCUAUAGCGAGUGGAUGCAAGAUUGGCACGGCCAGGAAGCAGAUGGGCAUCGGAGAAUAUUCUACCCUUUUAGCAUGCUACAUGACAGUGGAAGCUUGACGAUCGAGACCCAUCGGAGCUCGAAAAGCCGCGCGGACGGGCUCCUCUAUAGUCAGUUUUACUCUAGCGUCAAGGAGAUAUUCGCGGCUGGGAACGCCUAUCCUUUUACCAACACAGCCAUAGAGACGCUGGCGCUCGACCCUAAGCUACGGAAGACAUGGCAACACGUUGGAGCAGGCCUCAGCCACGAUCCUGUCCCGUUAGUUCGGGCCUAUCUCUAUACCAAACUCCGCUGUCACUAUGCUCUACUAGGAUCAACGCAGAAGUGUUUUGGCACACGGGAGGAACAUCGUGUUUCGAGGCAAUUAUUUGGCCAGAUAAACGCUCGAUUCCAGCAACGGCAACUCCACACACAACGCUUCCAAUCAGCGCGAGAUAGUAAUGCGUCAUACUAUACUAUCACAACCGCCACACUUAUACGGUGGUUGCGCUGGAAUAUUAACAAGUUCUGCGUUGGAUUUGAGAUGGUUUACAGCCUGAACGACCACCAUUUCGUCACGUGGGAACAUACUCGGAUCAUGCUUAUGUUUCUGCGGUGUCUCCAAUUUUCCUACUCUUCCGGCCUUAUUCAGCGGGCCGGCGGUCUUUGGCAGGAUGUACGACUAGAGAGCGAUGUCAACCAGUCAGACGGGCUGCGGAGACGCGAAGGUUUGGGGUUCCAGGACAACAUGAGACGACAUGGCUAUGCUUGGUUCAUGGAUAAAGUGGACUGGGAGACGAUGACGUUCCGGCAACCAUUUGCCCAGUACAUGAUGUUCAACAACCCAUCCAUGCAAGCGGCCUACCACGCGCGCUACAGCCAGAUCCGGGAUGUGCGCAUUGACUUCAUCCGAACAGAUAAGGCCCGCCAAUGGAUGAUGGAGUUUAGCGCUGUACCAACUGGCUUAGACCUUUUAGAGGAAUAUCUGGAACAGCUUUGCCUCUGUGCUUUUCGUAAAGAUGUCUUGUCCUUUAUCCGACAUCUCCUACAUAAAGACUAUAUUGGGGCGGCCUUGGCUGGCCAAGUCCCUCUGUGUUGGCCGAGCAUCAACCGCGUUCUGAAGAACAAGCACCAGCCUCCUAAACUAGCCGCGGGAAACCGGCUGGCGGUGAAGAGCGUUGACGUCCUCUUUUCAUGGUUAUGGGAGUGGAAAGAUGGGCAAUUUGAGCGCAGAGGCUGGAAAGACAAACCAUAUCGACUGCUGUACCAACAGAGCUUCGAGUUUAUCACACUUAUCCGAGGAAAACAUCAAGCCCGCAAGUGGAGAAAGAGCCUCAAGCGCACGUUCCUUCGGAGCCACUGGCUGCUCCCUACACAUUAUGCCAAACGGAAUUAUGGUCGAAAGGGAAUUAUGGUCGGAUAG
Bipolaris victoriae FI3 is the source of this 2763-nucleotide messenger RNA. RefSeq lists its product as hypothetical. The record is from RefSeq and is a predicted model, not a curated record. Lineage: Eukaryota; Fungi; Ascomycota; Dothideomycetes; Pleosporales; Pleosporaceae. The transcript is spliced from 2 exons. The coding region runs from base 1 to 2763 and encodes 920 amino acids.